AUGGCCAUGUCUUGCCGGUACGCCGCCCAGAGCUGUGCUCGCCAGCUCCGAUCCGCCCGCGCCGCCCGGGCACCCGCACAGCUCCUCCGCGCCUCGGCGUCCUCGAGGAGGUGGAACUCGACCGAGGCGGCCCCCUCCAACCCCAAGAUCGAAGCCAUUGUCGACCAGAUCAGCCAGCUGACCCUCCUGGAGACUGCCGACCUCGUUUCAAGCCUCAAGACCAAGCUCAACAUCCCCGAUAUGCCCAUAGGCGGAUUCGCCGCCGCCGCUCCCGCUGCUGCUACCCCUGCUGCCGAGGAGGCCGAGGAGGCUGCCCCCGCCGCCGCCGAGAAGACCCUCUUCACGCUGAAGCUCCAAGGGUUCGAGACCGCCUCCAAGGCCAAGGUCAUCAAGGAGGUCAAGAACAUGCUCGGCCUGAGCUUGGUGGACAGCAAGAAGUUUGUCGAGAGCGCGCCCAAGAUGAUGAAGGAGAACGUGCCCAAGGAGGACGCCGAGAAGAUCAUCUCGGCCAUGAAGGAGCUGGGCGCCACCGUGGUGAUGGAGUAA
Fusarium keratoplasticum is the source of this 546-nucleotide messenger RNA. RefSeq lists its product as uncharacterized. The transcript is spliced from 2 exons. Lineage: Eukaryota; Fungi; Ascomycota; Sordariomycetes; Hypocreales; Nectriaceae. Gene Ontology annotation, biological process: translation. Gene Ontology annotation, cellular component: ribosome. Gene Ontology annotation, molecular function: structural constituent of ribosome. The record is from RefSeq and is a predicted model, not a curated record. The coding region runs from base 1 to 546 and encodes 181 amino acids.